Messenger RNA from Mercenaria mercenaria, 5421 nucleotides. Its product is annotated as patched domain-containing protein 3-like. Gene Ontology annotation, molecular function: transmembrane transporter activity. The record is from RefSeq and is a predicted model, not a curated record. Lineage: Eukaryota; Metazoa; Mollusca; Bivalvia; Venerida; Veneridae. The coding region runs from base 192 to 2783 and encodes 863 amino acids. The transcript is spliced from 9 exons. Gene Ontology annotation, biological process: transmembrane transport. Gene Ontology annotation, cellular component: membrane.
ACAGUCCACGUAGACUUAAUUCGUAAAUGUCUAUUACUAGCAUGCGGAAAUCGUGGUUAUUCCCAGCUACGGAUCUGCUUUAAAAUCGAUAGCAUGACAAGUAUAGCUAUACUUUGUGAUCAAAUAUAAUAGAAAUAUCAGCAAUAUAUUAGUGAUACUAGAAAUACUGGAACAUUUUCACGUCGUAUAUAAUGAAGUGUGCCAAAUUUUACGAGUGUGUCGAGGAGAAGAUAGGGGGCGUAUUUUCAAGUUAUGGUCGGUUCGUUUCCCGACAUGCCUGGAAAAUCAUUAUCAUAACAGUGAUAGUGAAUGCAGGCCUUGGUGUUGGGAUGUUGAAAUUAAAGUCAGACAUCGACACAGGAAAUGUUUAUUAUCCGACAGGAAGCCAGGCUAGGAAAGAUAAGGCAAAGGUCGAGGGAAUAUUUCCUGACCUAAGUGGUUCCAAUUACAACUCCCUACAACUAACUGAAGAAGCUCAAUGGGCAAGAGUGAUUGUCAGAUCAAAAUCUGGAAAUCUGUUAAAACGACUAGAACUGGAAGAGGUACAGGAUAUAGCAGAACAUAUACUUAACAUCACAGCGACUGACGAGAAUGGAGCUGCCAUAGAGUUUUCAGAUUUUUGUGCCAUCACACACACCCAAUGUGCCGUUGAAGGUGAUCUCUUCUGGGACACCGACUUUCUUCUUGCUGUCGACAACGACAAUGUAACAUAUCCCGAAUUCACCACAACAAAGGCCGGGACUCAAAGCUAUGUUUCUGAUAUAGGAGGGAAGCAAACUUUUGAUGCUACAGGGCAGUACCUAACUGGCGUGGAAUUCAUCAAAAUAAGUUUUACGAUAAGAACUGAUGGAUCGAUUUUUGAAGACAAAGCAACUAAAUGGGUUGACAAGUUUAAUGAGUAUAUGGACACGUAUACAUCAAACCGGCUGGACUUGGCAUAUGGUCAUUUCAAAUCACUUGAUGAAGAAUUGGACAAAAAUGUGUCUGGAGAUAUUACUUUAUUCUCCAUAACAUUUACUUUGAUGAUUACGUAUGCUUGUUUCACUACAUUGUCAUCAAGAUGCACAGAUCAGGUCGGACAGCGUAUGAUGCUUGGUUUCGCUGGAAUCUUUGCUGCAGGAUUGGCUAUUUUGACUGGGUUUGGGUUUUGUGCUGCUAUUGGUGUAGAGUUUGUUAGCAUUGUCGGAGUUCUACCCUUCCUGUUAAUAGGCAUAGGAAUAGACGAUAUGUUUAUACUGCUGUCUGGGUUGUCAGAGGCACAGACCAAAACAACUGUAGAAGACAAAAUGGCAGAAACUUUACGCAUUUCCGGUGUAGGAAUCACGAUUACGUCUUUGACUGAUCUAAUCGCGUUCAUGGCUGGUGCUGGUUCAAGUUUUGUAGCAGUUAAAAAUUUCUGUAUUUAUACAGGUGUUACAGUCAUUUUCUGCUACAUCAACAAUGUUACUUUCUUUGCAUCAUGUCUGGCGAUAAAUGAACGCCGGGUAGAGGGAAAUCGUCAUUUCCUGACCUGCAGACGAAUUAAGACCAAGGAACAACUCAGUAAUGAUGGUGCAUCAACUAAUGUUGUAAUGUGUUGUGGCGGAACUCCACCAACAAAUAGAAAUGAGGCUGAAGGAUACUUAGAUAGGCUUCCGCGCUGGCUUGUACCAAAAAUAGUUCUUAAAACACCCUUUAAAGUCAUAAUUAUUUUUCUUUUUAUUGGGUACCUGGCAGCGGCAAUUUACGGAUGCAUUCAUAUGAAGCAAGGCUUACUCUUGACAAAUUUGGUAAAUGAAGAUUCUUAUUUUUAUAAAUAUUCUAAAUGGGAUGAAGAGCAAUUUCCCCGUCAAACUCCAGUGUCAUUUGUCAUCCAUGGCUCGUAUGAAUACUCCAAAAGUCAAACAAAAAAUAUGAUAGACAAUCUAAUAUCUGAGACCCAUUCAAACAAAUACUUUGAUAACGUCUUUAAAGUUAACUGGCUUGAAUCGUAUGGGAAUUCUGUACAUUACGACAAUGUCUCCGAAACAGCUUUCAUAACAGGCGUUUAUAAAUUUAUAACCGAUCCUAGAUAUUCUAGAUUUGAAAAUGACGUUGUAAUUGAUUCAACCAAUCAAAGCAUUACCGCUUCACGAGUUUAUGUCCUUUCUGCAAAACUCGAUGAUAGUCAGGAUGAGGGGAAAAUGAUGCUUGAGGCUAGAGCUAUCGCUGACGCCGCAACUAUAAACUGUUUCGCCUUCUCGCCAUACUUCGUGGCUUUUGAGCAAUAUGUUGCUAUAUUAGGACAGAGUUUACAGUCUGUAGGGAUAGCGUUGGCGGCAGUUUUUGUGAUCACGUGCAUAUUCAUGCCACAUCCGGUUUUAAUCCUGUUUGUAACCAUCGCUGUUACAAUGAUUAUGGUAGGCGUGUUUGGGUUUAUGUUCUACAUAGAUGUUACUCUUAGCGCUAUAACCAUGAUACACUUGAUUUUAAGCGUAGGGUUUUCCAUUGAUUUCACCGCACAUAUUUGUCACGGCUACAUGAUCUCUAGGUCCAAAACUCGCGAAGAAAGAGUAAGUAGUUCUAUAGAUAAAACAGGCGCACCGAUUUUCCACGGAGCGAUUUCUUCACUUCUCGGAAUACUUGUUCUAUUUUGGGCUAAAUCAUACAUUUUUAGAACAUUUGGAAUAGUAAUGUCGUUCGUGUUGCUGUUCGGAAUAACGCAUGCACUGCUUCUACUUCCUGUUGUUCUGUCUUGGAUCGGACCAUUGAGACAUAACUCGGUAGAAAAAAAACAGAGUAUGACUGAUAUUAAACAAAAGUAGACAUCAGCAGACUAUGCUAAUAUGUCAUUACCCGUGUCAAAUAUUGUUUAAAAGACAACGGAUUGAAAUUAUGUUGGUUUCCCAUUCAUUCUAGUAUGUUUACGUUUACAGGUGUAAGAUUCUUAGUCUUUAUAGAACACGUGCAACUAUUGAUAAUGCUAAAGCUGUAAAAAUGUGCAUAACUUGACUAAAGUCUCACAAAGUCUUUCUUUAAUCUUUACAAUAUAUGACUUUUACUAUUACUGUUUUUACUUGUAAGAGCACACGAAAAAGUAAAGAACAUCAAACAAAAAUACCAACGUACCUACUAUCUUCAAAAGAAAUCAAAGUAAAACUUCUGUUUAAAAUCCUUUCUCAACCUUAUGUAAUAUUAGUUUUGUAUUUUUACAACAUAAUUCCUCUGAAAUGAUUGAGGUGCUUUCUGACCAAACUGGCCAAUAUUGACAAUAUUUAAGACAAUUACUUUAAUACACAUAUACCAUGUACUUCUUUCUUUACAAUGAUGAAUGUCUAAAUUGUUUUGUUUAAUUGGUUUUCAUAGCAAGAUGUACAUGUAAUUUCGUUUUUUUUCCUUCUGUUUUAGUAAUUAGUUUACUAGUGAAUAUGGUAAGAGUUUUUGAAAGUGAUAAAUGCAUUUAUAUCUUAUUGGUUGAUCAUGAACAUUAUAUGUGUAAGGACUCCGUUAAGUAAGUGAUGUUUGUGAAUAUUAUUAAAUGUUCGCCUCCGUUGAGCUGGUCAGGGCUAAAAUACAACUAAUGGGUAAGAAUUCAAUGCAAUUGAAACCUACUUUUAGAGAAAAUUUGCGAAAAAGUAAACGGUUAUGAAACAGUUUUCUCACAUCUAUUGCUUAGUGGCGCUUCAUUUUAUAAAAUAAUCAGCAAAUAAAGACAAGGCCCCAAUUUUACGAAAAACAUAAGUAAUAACUUAGUUAAGUCUGUUAAUUUAAAAGUGUGCUCUUGCUUAAGUUAUUAUUAUUUAAUGUAACAAUUAUUUAUAGCUGAAUUAUACUAUGGUUAGUAGUAUUUGUCUGCAGUCACGGAAAUAUGAUAUUUCUAUUUAAGCAAGAUAUAACGAAAUGAAGUAUUUACUUAAGUAUAUUUCUUAUUUCUAUACUUUGUCUUCUGUAAAAUUCAGAAUUGUUGUGUUUUGAUCUAUGAAAUAGUCAUAUACGGUUCUGAUAAAGAUGAAAAAGUCAUCAUUGAGGACGCAUAAAAAGCAAACACAAGCAUUUGAAAUAACAGUCUUAGCUGAGCAAUUACUUAAGUGUUUUCUUGAAAUUGGGGCCAGUUGUUUGCUGUUGAUAUUGAUCAGGUUUCAAGUUAUUUUCCUGCAACAUAAAUCAGAUUCUCAAAGUGUUUUAUGAUUUAUUUGUUUUCGCAGUUUGACCGAUGUCAUCUGAAAAGGAAUAUAUUGCUAAAACCGCUAUAUCGGAACAAUAAUUUGUGCAAAAAUUGCAUGUUACUGUGCGUCUAAAUUCAUUUCAAAACAGAGUAGCUGCUAACAUUUGUAUUAUAUAAUAAGUCUUGAAUUGUUCCCUCGUUAUCAGUUAUUAUUCACUUGAGUUAAAAAGUGAAAAUUUACUGUUGACUUGACUUAAAAAGUGUACCUUUAUUAGCGACUUGAGUAGAAAAUGUACAGUUUUUAAUGACUUGAGUUAAAACGUGUACAGUUAUUGUUGUCUUGAAGUAACAAGUGUGCAGUUAUUGUUGACCGAGUUAAAAAGUGUACAGUUAUUGUUGAGUUAAAAAUGUACAGUUAUUGUUGACCGAGUUAAAAUGUGUAUAGUUACUGUUGAGUAAAAAGUGUACAGUUACUGUUGAGUUAAAACGUGUACAGUUAUUAUUGAGUUACAAAGUGAUCAAUUAGUGUUGACAUUAGUUAAAAAGUGAACAGUUAUUGUUCGCUUGAGUUUAGAAGUGUACAGAUAGUGUUGACUUUAUUUAAAUGGUGUACAGUAUUUUUUUUAAUUGAGUUAAAAAGAGUACAGUUUUUGUUGAGAAAUUAAGUGAUCAGUUAUUGUUGACUUGUGUCAGAAAGUGAACAGUUAUUAUUCACAUGAGUUGAAAAGUGAACAUUUAUUGUUGACUUGAGUUUAAAAUAGUACAGUUAUUGUUGACCCGAGUUACUAACAAUGAUAAGCCAACAUCGACAGGGUUUCAUUUCGUCAAAAGGCAUACCAAAAAGUAAACACGUUGCAAACGUUUACAUUUUAAAAGAAAAUUACCUGUAUAUUGAAGUGAAAUUAAAUGGUGUUGCAAAUGUGUAAACAUUUUAUAUUUCUUCCGAUUUUCUGUAAAUAAAACCACUAUUAUAUUUAUCAAUAAGUAUGUACUGUUAAAACCUUUGUGCACCUGUACGUUUUCUUAAGACCGACAAUGUUUUAGUUAUCGUUUCAAUUUGUCUUAAAAUGCCGAUCUUUAGUUAUAAAACAUAAAUCAUUAAAGAUGAAUAGCUGUUGUACUUCUUAUACUACACUUAUUUUAUGAUAUAAAUAUUAUUAUAAAAUCACAGUGUAUCAACUUUCAGAACAAAACAAUAUGUUCGAUUUCUUUUGUACGUCUACAAACCUAAAAGUUUUUGUUUGAAAUUAUCUUGUUUUGCUUAAUUGCAAUAUUUUUUAAUAAAAUGAUAAAUACAA